Messenger RNA from Frankliniella occidentalis (western flower thrips), 1048 nucleotides. Its product is annotated as protein lethal(2)essential for life. Gene Ontology annotation, biological process: protein refolding; response to heat. The record is from RefSeq and is a predicted model, not a curated record. Gene Ontology annotation, molecular function: protein folding chaperone. The transcript is spliced from 4 exons. NCBI's taxonomy places the organism in Eukaryota, Metazoa, Arthropoda, Insecta, Thysanoptera, Thripidae. The coding region runs from base 222 to 890 and encodes 222 amino acids.
CAGUAGGCGGUGGAAGCCGAAGGGGGCCUGACAGCGCACGCCAGUGCAAUGUGAGCGGGGGUGGAGGCGGGCUCCUGCACGGGCUCGGCGGCCGGGGCCGGCCAGUCGCGGCCACAGAGCGCCCCGAGGCAGACGAGGACGAGGAGCAGCCCCAGCGCCCCAUCCAGCACGACCCCGACAGACCGAACCAGAACCGAUCGGGUACCCCGUCUCUAGACAGCAUGUCUCUAGUGCCGCUGCUGUUCCGCGACUGGUGGGACGAGAGGACGGACCGCGAGCGUCCGUCCCGGCUGCUGGACCAGCACUUCGGCCUGGGUCUGAACCGGGACGAGCUGGUGCGGGACCUGGUGCCGCCGCCGAGGGCAUCCUCGCUGCUACGCGGCCACUACCUGCGGCCCUGGCACCUGCCGCGCCAGAACUCGGGCAGCUCCAGCCUCGCCUUCGAGAACAACCAGUUCCAGGUGUCGCUGGACGUGCAGCAGUUCGCGCCGGCCGAGCUCUCCGUCAAGGUGUCGGAGCGCAGCGUGCUGGUGGAGGGCUGCCACGAGGAGCGCGCCGACGAGCACGGCUACAUCUCGCGCCAGUUCAAGCGGCGCUACCUCCUGCCCGAGGACGUGGACACGGAGGCCGUGAGCUCGUCGCUGUCCUCUGACGGCGUGCUCACCAUCACCGCGCCCAGCAAGAAGCAGCUGCCCGCCGGCGAGCGCGCCGUGCCCAUCACGCAGACCGGGGCGCCGGCGCUGUCCCCGGCGCCGCAGCCGCCCGCGCCCCACGCCCCCUUCCCCGGGGCCGCCGCUCCCGCCGCCCCCGUCUUCGGCGCCGCCCCCACCGCCCCCGUGACCCCGGGCGGACCUGUCACCACCAACAUUCACAUUCAGCAGGAGCACUGAGCGACAGGGGCGCCCCCAACAACCAUGCCGCGCGCCACACCAUCUUUCUCCGAUAUACCUUUUCUUCUUUUUCUACAAAAACCCCAGUGAAAAAAGUAUUUUUGUAUUAUUGCUUAUUAUGAUUGAAAUAAAUUAAUUUCAGCAAGUUUUUAAAAAAA